AUGCUCAAGCUCGCCGCUGUUGAGGCUGCUCCAGUCUUCCUCAACAAGACUGCCACCUGCAAAAAAGUGUGCGACCUUAUCCGCAAGGCCGGUCUUCAUGGUGCAGACAUCAUUGGUUUUCCCGAAACCUUCAUUUCCGGAUAUCCGGGCUGGCAUUCCCUAUUGCCCCAAAGUAAUCCCCUUACACAAUCACUCUACUUGCAGCUGUUUGAAUCUGCUGUCGAGGUUCCCGGUCCAGAAGUCAGCGCUAUACAAGAAGCUUGCAAGGAGGCCAACAUCUACGCUGUGGUCGGAAUCACUGAGCGUCGCCCUCACACCACAGGAACAUUGUACAAUACCCAGCUGUUCAUUGGGCGUGAUGGAGCGCUCCUACACAAACAUCAGAAAUACGUUCCCACCGUUGGGGAACGACUGUUAAAUUCGCCUGGCAAUACAGGUAGUCAGUCGUCAGUACAGACGGAUUUUGGGACUUUGAGCGGCCUUAUCUGCGCUGAGAAUGGAAACCCACUUGCACAGUACGCAUUGUCGCUGGAUUACCCUGUCGUACACGUCGCAUCCUGGCCACAGUUUUUCAGUAUUGGGCAGGAGAUGAACGAUGUGAUUCAAAUCGCAGGCAAGGCUGUCGCAUUCUCGGUUGGUACAUUUGUGAUCAAUUCGGUAGGUCUUGUGGGGGAUGAAGAAAUUGAAGCCUAUGGAGUCGACGAGAAGAUUCGGGAGUUUCUGCAGGAUGAGAGAAAGAAACGACGGGCUACAAUCUAUGGACCGGGUGGUUCAGUUGUAGCGGGUCCACUCGAGGACCCGAAUGAGGAGAUUCUGUACGCGGAGGUUGAUGUGAAAGAUGUAAAUGCCGUCAAGUUUGCUUUUGACUAUGCUGGGCACUACAAUAGGCCAGAGAUCUUUUCGCAUCAUUUUAGAAAACACCUUGUUAACCCUAGACAGUAA
Messenger RNA from Colletotrichum truncatum, 942 nucleotides. RefSeq names its product nitrilase/cyanide hydratase and apolipoprotein N-acyltransferase. NCBI's taxonomy places the organism in Eukaryota, Fungi, Ascomycota, Sordariomycetes, Glomerellales, Glomerellaceae. Gene Ontology annotation, molecular function: catalytic activity. The record is from RefSeq and is a predicted model, not a curated record.